Cyprinus carpio (common carp) is the source of this 4028-nucleotide messenger RNA. RefSeq lists its product as uncharacterized. The record is from RefSeq and is a predicted model, not a curated record. Lineage: Eukaryota; Metazoa; Chordata; Actinopteri; Cypriniformes; Cyprinidae.
CCUCAUCAACAGCCUAUCAAAAUCAAAGUUUCUUCACAUUUUUCCUGUAACAGUUACAAUAAGGUUUCUAUCGUUAACAUUUGCAAAAAAAAUAAAUAAAAUAAUAAUAAAAAAUCCUGAUUUGGUAACAUUAACAUUUACUAAUUAAUUAAUAAAAUGAAAUGUUAUAUCUGUUGGAUUCACAACUAAUGGUAACAAAGAAUACACAUGUAUUGCGUAUUGUUAGUUAAUGCAUAAAGUAACGUUAACUAAUUGAACCUUAUUGUAUAAUGAUACCGAUUUUCAUCAGUUUGUUAUGUUGAUUUCAUGUAUAAAGACAAACAAUUGAAUUGUCUUGAAUAAAUAAAUGUGUCUGAAUGAAAACCACAAAUGUAGACGUAUAGAAAUGUGUGGGAGUUUAUUGGGACUACAAUCACGUUGUGCCACAGGUGCAUCACUGCAGAUGUCUCAAGAUGAUGGAGAGACAAAAAGAGAACUAAAUACUAUCGCACCACGCAGGAGGAAGGCGAAGUGUACCGUGGAUUUCGGACAGUUUUUAGCUUUUAUAAGUGCUGUGAAGUGAGUCUUUUCAGCAUGUGGAUUUUUCUAUUUUUCCUCUCCCACAUCUUCACAGGUGAGUGAACAUUCGCUUAUCUUUCGUGAGGAAACGAGUAACUAAAGACUGAGGUCCAGUGAUGUUUGGACUGACUUGUGUUAUUGAUUCAGUUGAUCAUGUGAUGUCACAUCCUGUCUGAUUCCUGAUUUCCAGUGGUGUCUAUGAAUCCUCUUACUGCUCCGGCGGGAGGAGACGUCACAUUUCAUUGUUCACAUCUGGCAGUCGACAGACUUUUAAUGGACACUUACACGUAUGUGACUCUACAUGUGUUUGAGGGUAAGUUAUUAAUAGAUAGAUAGAUAGAUAGAUAGAUAGAUAGUUUUUUUUUCAUUGUGAACUCACUUUUUUUAGUAAAAAUGUUUGUUUAGAGUUGAAAUUGUCCUUUCAGAGGUAGGUUGUAGUUAAAAGUAUUUCUGAAAAGUUUGCUUUGCUUCAUUUACAGUCAAAUAUAUUAAACAUAUUUUAUUAUUCAGAUGCUUUGAAAGAAUGCAUGUUUAAAAAAAGCCAUGUAAGUAUCCUACUCGCUUCAGACUUGCCGAUUGUUUUACUUCUGUUUCUUAAAUGUCUGGAAACUUGAAUUUCUCACUUAUGAAAACCAAAAACAGGAAACGUGAUAAACAAAACCCAUUUCUUUUAUAGCAGCAUAUUAUGUAUUCAUAUUUCUAUUAUCCAGUCUCUACACUAAGGCCUGCUCCAGCAAGUUCAUCCAGAUCACCUGCAAAACAAACAACUAGAGAUGCAACAGAGAAUAAGGGAACAUCAAUCCCAAAGCGGUCGACUGCAAACUCUUCACCAGAAACCAUGCAGAGAUCAGCACGGUCUGAUCCUCUGGUUUAUGUCGGAGCCGGUCUUGGUGCUCUGGUGCUGAUAUUUACAGUCGUCCUCUUCAUAUUUAUCAAACUGAAGCAGAAGAGACGCUCCUCUGGUUUGACAUCGUCUGCACAUCGACCUGAUUCUCUGACUUAUACCUCACCUACUGCCAGUGCACAAUCAGACAGUCUGAACUAUUCCUCCGGGCAGUUUAUCAGAAAACCCAGAUGCAGUGUGAAAACCUGUGAGAUGUUUGAAAUAAAUCCAAAUGAAUGGGCAGAAACAGUUUAUUCACCUGUUCGAACUCAACACCAGUCACACAUCACUGAUCCAAACUCAGUCAUCUAUUCCAGUCUUUGUAAGGGACUGUAGAUUAGGUCGAUUUGACAAGUGCACUCUUAAUUUAGAGUUUGAAUGUCUUUCUAUUGUUAUCAGUGCUGCACUGCAUACAGAUAGAGGUGUUUGCUAGAACAUUUUAUGUGUCUACAUGAAUAUGUUUAUACAGUGUAAGUCAGCUAAAUGUCCUUCAGGUACAUAUGGCAUUUCCCAACCCUAUGUUACAAGGUAUUUAAAGGAGAGGUUUGUAAUUUCUGGAUACUAAAACACUUUCAUAUCCAGUUAAUCUGCAGAAGUAAGCCAUACAUAGACUUUCAAAAUGUGCCUUUCACAAGUUAGAGAGUUACAAACCUGGAGAGUAAACAGAUAUAUGAUUGAUCAUACUCUUGUGUUACUAUUAUCAUUUGGUACUAUUAUGGUACUAUUACUAUUAUAUGACUAUUAGCAUAUUAGAACUUGACUGAUUCAUUAUCAUUAUUGUCAUUUAUUGUUUGUUUGAUGCAAUGACAUUCACACAUUUUUAAGUGUGAGUGAAGCAUCAAAAUACUCUCUGAGGGCACAUAAAAUCAUAGUAUUGUUAAAAAAUUGUAUGCAUUAGAUCUGUUCUGAUAUUGGUUUGAUAUGUACAGUAAUGUCAAGAUAUGCUAGGUGUGUGUGUAAUGGUAAAAACAGGGAAGGGGAAGAAGAAGUUAAGCAUUGCACCAUAGACACGUCAGUACGGAAGAAAGAAGCAUUUGUCAGUGUUUAUGAGUUUUAUUUAGACAAAAGGUGAUAUAAAUCCUCACCAUGUGGAGCUUUCUUCUUCUCUGGUCCUGCAUGGGUAUCGUUGUUGUUGGCGCCUUAGAAAAAGUCAAAGGACACAAAGGAGGGAGACUUAACAUCAGAUGCACAUAUGAAUCUGGAUAUGAAUCAAAUUCAAAGUAUUUGUGUAAAGGCAAGUGUCUGUUUGGAAAUAAAGUCAUCGUGGUUAAAUCAGGAUCUCCAGCUGAAGACCAGAGAUUCUCUCUGAGUGACGACACGACGGCCAGAGUUUUCACCGUCACCAUCACUGACCUGAGACAAGAGGAUGCAGGACAGUACUGGUGUGGAGUGGAGAGGACUUUAAUUGAUGUCUAUUCAGAGAUUCUGGUGCUGGUUAAACGGGAUAUUACAACUGAAGGUCCGACCAUCCGCCUGUGUUUAAUGACAAGCACACGUGUUUCAACCGCUCCUCUGACUCAUCAAACCCUGCAAGCACAGACGUCUCCACCUGACUCAGGUUCAUUUGUCAACAUCAUCGUCAUCACAGCCGGAGGUUUGGUUUUGUUCCUCAUCUGUGCUGUGUUGCUUAUUGUGGCCAUAUGGAAGAAAAAGACGUGUGGUCUGGGUUCCUUCUCCGCUCAAGGGCUUCAUCUGACAUUCAGAAAAGGAGAAGACAAUACUUAUGAGACAGAAACCCCAGCUGUCGUCUCAAACUCACACACAGCUCAGAGUAAUGCCGGCUCUGCUGAAAACACUGUAGCAGUCGACACAGACCUCGACUUCAUGACUGCUGCUGCUGCAGUGAGAAACAGUGUGAAUCCAGAUCAGAUCUGCACAGAACUGACCCCCAGCAGACACAGUCACAUUUAUCAGAGUCUCACCGCUGCUUCUCUUCAAGAAGAGUCCAUCUAUCACACUAUCCAGCAAACAAUGAUGGAAUAAUUUCUUUAGACUUUGGUUGCAUCUGAAUGUUGCAUAAACUUUGAAAAUGAUACAGUAGCCUUUACAGUAGCAGAUAAUAUUCUAAGUCUAAUAAAUGUAAAACGGGUGUAAAUAUGAUCACUUUGUCUGUAAAGAGUGAUGUUCACUAAUUAGAACGUGGCUAAUCAGGACAAUGACAUCAUCACGCCACGGAUUGACUGAUGAAAUCACAAGUAAACCAACCGUCUCAAAGCUUGACUGUGACAUUAAACACAGCACGCAUCUAUUAUGAAAUCAUGAAAUGUUUGCAAAUGGUGCAAUUAGAGAAAUUAUACAGGUAUUUUGCCUGGAAACACACUGAAUGGUCAUCAGUGGAAAUGGAUUUUGCAGCCAGAUGUAGAUACAAGAUGUAUUAGCAGGGUCUAGUUGUUCAAAAGUAAUUGGAUCAAAUUUGGGCUUUCGAAUAGGAUCAAAUCUUGAAAAUGGUUUGUUCAAGAGAAAAAAAAAAAAACGAUAUUCUGAAUCGGAUUUGAUUACAAAAUCCAAUCUUGGCUUUGCUCUGCAUCAAACCGUCAUUAUGUGUUGUUCAAAAUUUUUUAGUAAGAUUAAGAUUCAUUUGAUCCAA